This is a messenger RNA of Closterium sp. NIES-65, 2163 nucleotides long. The record is from the annotation of a GenBank genome assembly. Lineage: Eukaryota; Viridiplantae; Streptophyta; Zygnematophyceae; Desmidiales; Closteriaceae.
AUGGCGGCAGCGACGGCGGGUUGCGCGUGCGUGUGCCACGGGGAGUGGUCGGCGGCGGUGGUGGCGCUGCGGCAGCUGGAGGAGUGGCAGAGUCGCGCCGCGCAGUACAUAACCCUGCUGGAGAACGAAAAGGCGGCGGCCGACGCGCAGUUGGUGCAGCUUCAGGAGACGCGCGCCACGGAGGCCCAGGCGUGGGAGGAGCGAGUGAGGACGGCGGAGGGCGCAGUCCAGCGCGCGGAGGAGGAGAGGCGGAGGGAGGGGGAGAGAAUGGAGGAGGAGAGAAGAAAGGUGGCGGAGAGAGUGGAGGAGGAGAAGAAGCGGGAGGGGGAGAGAGUGAGGGAGCAGGCGGAGAGGCAGGGGCGACUGAGGGAGGUGCAUCUGCAGACGCGGCUCAGUCAGCAGCAGCAGGAGAUAAUUCGCCGGGAUAGAGCAGCCAUGGAGAUCCACGCGUUCUGGCAGGAGGCGGUGAGGGAGCGCAAUGAGGCGCUCAUGGGGACGAAGCAGGCGCAGAGGGAGCUGCGGAGCAGAGACCAGGCGGACAAGGAGAAGGUGGAAGUGACCAAGGCGUUGAUGCGGCAGUGCGAGGAGUGCCGCAAGGAGAAGGACAGCGCGUUGCAGGCGCUGGCUGGCGUGCGGAAAGAGAAUGAGGCUCUCGAGGUCAACCUGCAGCGCCAAGGAAAGGUGAUAGAGCGGCUCAUCGACCUGAACUCCGAGCUGGUGGAAGGCCACGAGGUGCUGCAGCAGCGGCAGAGGGAAAUGGUUGGUGAGAUACUCUCAUUGCGGAGGCACGUGGGGGGCGUGGGAGGGGCUGAUAGUGGGGGAGUGGGAGAGGGAGGGGGAGAGAGUGAGGGAGAGAUACAGGGAGAAGGAAACGGAGAGAAUGAAACAUUGAGACAGAAGGAAGGACGCGAGCAGCAAGAGAAGGGGCGGACAGAGGUGUUGGAAGCAGCGCAGGGAAGGCGAGGAGAGGAGCAUGGGGCAAGAGAUGGCCAUGCUAGCAGCAGGAUGCCAGGUGGGAGAGGGAUGGAUGAGAGGGCAGGUGGGGGGGAUGGUGGGGAGCGUAGGAGCGGUGGAGGCGAAGCAGGGGAGGAGGAUGGGGACGACGGGCCUGUUCCGGUGUCGUCCUUCCCCACAGAACAGCCCCCUUCGUUACAGUCACAUGCAGCCGGGUUACUGGAUGAGAGGCAGCAAGCAACGCCCUCGUUCUUUGCCUUCUUCUCGAGUAAGCCCGCUGCUGCACCCCGUGGUGUUGCUGCUGCUGUUGCUGCUGGUGCUCCUGCUUCUUCUGCCCCUGCUGCCACUGCUGUUGCGGCUUCUACCACUGCUGCGGCACCCCCCACUGCAGCAGCAGCAGGGCCGUCCAGAACUGAUUCUAGUGCUGGCAGUGCCCCUUCCGGCCCUAUUGAUCCCACAGCUGCCGCUGCCCGUGUUCAUGAUACCAGCAGCAACGCUGAAACGUCUAGGGACCAUCGCCCAAGAGGGGAUUUAGGAGCAGAUUCAGUGCGGCAUCAGGAAGGUGAUGGUGGUGCGUGGGCAGAGGGAGGGAUGGCAGCGGGGGAGUGUGAUAGGGAGAACACAGGUGGACGGCAGGGUAGAGAUGGGUUGGGCUUGAGAGGUGGUGGGCGGGAAGGAGGGGCAGGGGAAGAGUCAGCAGCGAGGGGCAGCAGUGGUGGGAGCGGCAGUAUUGGUGGUGCACACGCAAUGCAUCACCAGCAAGACAAAGAGAGGGGAGGGCAGCAGCAGGGAUCUGUGCGAUUGAUUCCAGACCAGCAAGGAAGGGCGACGAGCGCUGCAUCUGUCAGUUCUGCUUCUGGAGGGGAUACAGGUGAUGAUGACACAACUGUGGCUUCGCAAGCUCUCUCUGCUUCUGCACCUGCUGCUACUCCUGCUUCGGGUCCUGGAGAUGAUAGGGAUGAAUUUCUAUCAGGAGGGCCUUCUAUAGGUGAAGAUGGAAAAGCAAGGGGUGAUUUACAUUCGGAUCAAGCCACAGGUGUGCAACACGCAGGAGACACUGGCGUCAUGGUGGAGAACAAUCAGCUGGAUGUCGCAUGGCAAAGGAAUAACCAGAAACGGCUGGGAGCUGCGUGGAGUGCUGUGAGGGGAAACGCCAAAGGAUUAUUCUCGUACAUUGUUGGGGCAGAUAAGGUGACUGUAGGCUCAUGA